UAGUUGGAAUGGAAUGGAAGACUUACCUAUCGACCUACCUACCUAUCGUGUUGUUUUGAUUUGAUAUCAAAUCAAAUCAAACAAAACUUUGUAGUAAACCAAAAAACAAAUGAUGUAAAAGUGAAUAUUGUUCCUUCCCUUCAUUUUACACUUGACUAUUAUCUUUUACCUCAGUUCGCCUCAGACCAUUACAACAUAUAAAAAUGUAUUUCCUUAUUCAAAGCUGAACUUGUCACCUAUCGUGAAUGUGUUGAUUAUUGCUUCAGUGUAGCACUGUGUGUAGUUUUGUUGUUGGUUUUAUAGUCUAAGUAAUAUGUACCAACAUUCGGAAUCGACUGAAGUUGGUAUCAAAACAGGACUGGUAUCAGAUGAUACUCCGCUAGAUGGAUUUCAAAUGCAUCCUGAGUCAAUUGGUGUUCCCCAUGAGCAAGUGGAGGUCAAAACUGAACCAGAAUCAGUAGACGCCACUCCAGCUGUGAUCAAAGUGGAACCGUAUGACGAUAAUGUUGAAACAAAAAGUGAGAAAUUAUUUGAAUUAUCACAGCUGUCAGGAGUUGGAGCGUUUAACAUCUUUGAUGUGAAAUUUGAGAUUGAUGGAGAUGGUCCCAUGCAUCCGGGACUUGAUGCAGACCCCUCCUCGGCUCAAAUGACAGCAGAUGACGAACUAAAACAAGCUGAAGGCAGAACAACCAACAGGGAACAGUGCGGGUCUCGAGAGUCAACCACUUGGACUGCUCAGGGACUCCAAUGUGAUGUUUAUCAGCAACAGUUUAAGAAAAUUGAGGACUUGAAAGUACAUUACAAAACACAUGUAGCAGAUCUCCGGUGUGAACGGUCAUCGAAGGAGUUUAGUAAAAAACUGUGUUCAUCAGAUGAAAUAAGAAUAUACAAUGAAGAAAAACCAUAUCACUGUGAAUUAUGUCCAAUGACCUUUAAUGUAAGAAGCAAGUUAUCAUGUCACAUGAGCUUUCACACCGGUGAGAAACCUUACCAAUGUGACAUAUGUCAAAAGGCAUUCAGUCAAGAACGCUAUUUAAAAAGACAUAAAAUAAUUCACACUAUAGAUAAACCAUUUAAAUGUGAUGUAUGUCAAAAGGCUUUUACAGAGGAAAGCAAAUUACGAGUUCACACAACGAUUCACACUAGGGAGAAACUUUACCGAUGUCAUAUAUGUCAAAAAGAGUUUUAUCGAAUACAUAAUUUAACAAGACACUUAAAAACACACACUGACCUGAUAUCUUUCAAAUGUGUUGUGUGUUUUAAAGUGUUUGAACAAAAAACUAAAUAUACAAGACACAUGCGGACUCACUCCGAAAAUAGACAGUUUCAGUGUGAAAUUUGUAAAAGCCGAUUUAAUAGGAAAUCUAAUUUAUCAUCUCACAUAAGAAUUCACACCGGUGAGAAACCUUAUCAAUGUGACAUGUGUGAAUUCCGGUGUAAUAAGAAAUCAUAUAUGGCAUUUCAUAUACGCAAUCACACCGGUGAGAAACGUUUUCCAUGUGAAGUGUGUCAUUACAAAUUUGACAAGAAAAGUGAUUUAUUAAUCCAUACAAGAAGCCACACUGGUGAGAAACCUUUUCAAUGUGACAUCUGUCAAUUCCGUAGUAGUCAGAAAUCUACUUUGGUGUCGCAUAUACGAAAUCACAUAGGCAGGCAGCCUCACCAGUGUGAAGUGUGUCCGAAACGGUUUAACCGGAAGUCUGAAUUAUUGAAACACAUGAGAAUUCACACUGGUGAGAAACCUUUCAAAUGUGACGUGUGUAAAAGGGCCUUUAAUCAGAAAUCGCAUUUGACACAUCACAAGAGAGUCCACACUGGGGAGAAACCCUUACGGUGUCAAUUGUGUGAAUACUGGUGUUUUCACAGAUCUUCUCUAUUAGCACACACGAGAACUCACACUGGUGAGAAACCUUUUCAAUGUGACAUAUGUCAAAAGGCAUUUGUUCAGAAAUCGAAUUUAAAAAAACACAAGAGAACUCAGCACAGAGAAGACCCGAUGUCAAGUGCGCCAAUGGCGCUCAGUCAAACAGGUAAUUUAUGAUAAGUCUUCAGUAUGAAUCAAUACAUACAAUACAAUACAAUACAAGAAAA
This is a messenger RNA of Plodia interpunctella (Indianmeal moth), 2091 nucleotides long. RefSeq names its product gastrula zinc finger protein XlCGF57.1-like. Gene Ontology annotation, biological process: regulation of transcription by RNA polymerase II. NCBI's taxonomy places the organism in Eukaryota, Metazoa, Arthropoda, Insecta, Lepidoptera, Pyralidae. Bases 314 to 2041 code for a protein of 575 amino acids. The record is from RefSeq and is a predicted model, not a curated record. Gene Ontology annotation, cellular component: nucleus. The transcript has 2 exons. Gene Ontology annotation, molecular function: DNA-binding transcription factor activity, RNA polymerase II-specific; RNA polymerase II transcription regulatory region sequence-specific DNA binding.